UCCAGACCACACCAAUAGAACAGGAAGGCUAAUUAAUUUUCAUGGCUACUCUUCAAGCUGCUUCCUUUUGUUCUUUUUCAACUUCUUUUGGAAAAAUCAAAGCCACGCUAAAUUCCCCAAAACACCACCAAUCAUCUGAUAAUUAUCUUUCUCUUCCUAAGCUCUCCAAUGGGUUACAAGCCAUUGUACCAAUUUCAAGCCACAUAGAAAUGAAGCCUAAUACUAUUGAUAAUAGUAAUAAAGGAAACGACGGCGUUUCCAGGUCCAAGACAAUAUUGCAAGAGCUAUAUACAAUAAUGGAAAUUGUAGCAGAUAGAGCAGAAAUGCACAAGAAUAUUGGAGCUCAGAGAGAUAACUGGAACCGUCUUCUGCUGAAUUCUGUUAACGGAAUGACAUUCACAGCAGCAACAAUGGCUGGGCUUGCGGCUCUCAGUGGAGUAAUUGGAGCUCCAGUUUUGGCUCUGAAGCUCUCUGCUAGUCUUCUCUACAUGGCAUCCACUGGAAUUUUGCUGGUGAUGAAUAAAAUCCAGCCAUCUCAGCUUGCAGAAGAACAGAGAAAUGCUGCAAGGCUAUUUAAGCAACUUCACGAGGAUAUCAAAAUCACUGUGGCUGUUCGAAACCCGACAGCUAGUGAUGUGGAGGAUGUGACGGAGAAAGUCUUAGCAUUAGAUAAGGCUUACCCUCUUCCCUUGCUUGGCACAAUGCUGGAUAAAUUUCCAGCAAAUGUGGAGCCUGCUGUGUGGUGGCCGCAUAAUUUGAAGUCUCAGCAAGAAAAUAAGGCUGGUGGGAGGGUAGAGAGAUCAAAUGGGUGGAAUGAAAAUCUUGAGGAGGAAAUGAAGGAGGUUGUUGGGGUUUUGAAGAGAAAAGAUGCAGCAGAGUAUGUGAGGCUGAGCAAAGUAGUACUGAAAGUUAACAAAAUUCUUGCAGUAUGUGGGCCUUUAUUUACUGGUUUGGCUGCCGUGGGAUCAGCCUUUGUGGGAUUGCCUUUUGGUGGCUCAUGGGCUGCGUUUUUGGGUGUGAUGUUUGGAGCUUUGGCCACUGUGGUCAACACUAUGCAGCAUGGUGGGCAAGUUGGGAUGGUGUUUGAGAUGUAUAGGGGCUCAGCAGGAUUUUUCAGGCUUAUGGAAGAGAAUAUAACAUCAACUUUGACGGAAAGAGAGGCCGAUAAGAGGGAAAAUGGAGAGUUGUUUGAGCUUAAAGUUGCUCUUCAGCUUGGAAGGAGCUUGUCAGAGCUCAGAGGCCUUGCAAGAAGUUCAUCUUUGCCUUCUGCAGGAAUCAGGCAGGACAAAGAAGAGUAUGCAAGCAAGCUCUUCUGAUUUUUGAUCAAGGGUUGACUUAAUUUUGUGCUAAAUUGUAUAUAUCUUUUAGCAAUAAUUUUGCUGAAUAGAAAUCCAAGAUACAUUUUUUUUUUCAGCUCAUUCUAGCUGAUGUACGGGUCAGGAAGACUGGUUUCUUGUAAGAAUGUUGAGGAUGGUGUUGUGAACAGAAAGAUUGGAUACUGUUUGGAGUAUUACUUCCAGUAUUUUUGAUGUCUGAGUUCAAGCAGUUUGUGUGGAUCGAAUUGUAGUUUAU
Molecule: messenger RNA, 1572 nt
Organism: Corylus avellana
Lineage: Eukaryota; Viridiplantae; Streptophyta; Magnoliopsida; Fagales; Betulaceae
Source: RefSeq, a predicted model, not a curated record